Molecule: messenger RNA, 2306 nt
Organism: Cyclopterus lumpus (lumpfish)
Lineage: Eukaryota; Metazoa; Chordata; Actinopteri; Perciformes; Cyclopteridae
Gene: pmm1
Product: phosphomannomutase 1
Exons: 8
Coding region: 324-1100 (258 amino acids)
Biological process (GO): protein N-linked glycosylation; mannose metabolic process; GDP-mannose biosynthetic process
Cellular component (GO): cytosol
Molecular function (GO): phosphomannomutase activity
Source: RefSeq, a predicted model, not a curated record
AGUUUUGCAAAAGAUACACUAUAACGGGCCGUGUUGUACGUGACGAGCUUGACGGUUUCGGUCAACCCGGUUGAUCCGAGCCGAACCGUGACAGCGGGACCGUAGACACGAAGAAGAAGAAGCUAAAGAAGAAUAAGUGCACGAGAAGAUUUAAUUUACCAUCUGUAAUUUCCAUCUUCAACACCUAUUUAUUUGGAUAUUUGAACUGGCUGCUGGAUGCAUUGAUUAUUUCCUCCUUCACGUGAAUUUGUAUUAUUACGUGUUUGUUGGCACGAGCGUGGACCUGUGAUUUGUAAAGAAGGAAAACUCGAAGGGAAGAAGAAAUGGACGGCUUCUCCUCCGACCGAAACAUCCUCUGCCUUUUUGAUGUGGACGGUACUUUGACAGCACCGAGAGAGAAAAUCGACCCCCAGUUGGAUGAGUUUUUCCAGACCCUGCGGAGGAAAGUGAAGAUCGGUAUCGUGGGAGGGUCCGACUACUCUAAGAUAGCUGAGCAGCUCGGGGAGGGGGAUGAUGUGAUACAAAAGUUUGACUAUGUCUUCGCUGAGAACGGCACAGUGCAAUACAAAGAUGGGAAACUCCUCUCAAAGCAUGCGAUACAGAACCAGAUCGGAGAGGAACUGCUGCAGGACCUCAUCAACUUCUGCCUCAGCUACAUGGGGCUCAUCAAACUGCCAAAGAAAAGGGGAACGUUCAUCGAGUUCAGGAAUGGAAUGCUCAACAUUUCCCCCGUUGGUCGCAGCUGCACGGCGGAGGAGCGAAUUGAGUUCUCUGAAAUCGACAAGAGAGAGAAGAUCAGGGAGAAAUUUGUCACUGCCCUGAAAGAGGAGUUUGCUGGAAAGGGACUACAGUUCACUAAAGGUGGUCUCAUCAGCUUUGACGUUUUUCCAGAGGGCUGGGACAAGAGACUGUGUUUAGAGCUGCUGGACCGCGAAGGCCUAAACUCCAUCUAUUUCUUUGGCAACGAGACGUCGGAUGGCGGAAACGACUACGAAAUUUUCAACGACCCACGGACCAUCGGUUUCACGGUCUACUCUCCGGAGGACACGGCCAGGUUCUGUCGGGAGCUUUUCUUUGAUGCUCCACCACAUGAGCCCUGAUGCCCCCCUCCCCCCUGCCCCGCUUCCUCUAACCCCUUUCCCCAACAACAACGAGCAACUCCAUCCCAGAUUACAACUGCUGAAAGGUACUACUGAUCAUCUCCAUGUCACUAAUAGGAUUACUCUGAAUACAAGUAGACAGCAGCAGGGUGAUUUUACUAAAUGUGUGCAAUAAAUCCAGCAGUUUUUUGGUUUUGUUUGACAGAAACGGAGCAAGUGUGUGAAUGCUUUCUGUACAGUGCCAGUGUAACAGCACCGCAAUGUGUAGCAUGUGACGUGAAAUUAGCUCAAAAACUUAAGAGAGAUUCUAAAAUAUUCAGCCGUGUUGGAAAUUAUUACUCCAGAAUCUUUUAAGAGCAUAGAAGGAUGUUUUGCACUAAUGUUGUUAUAUUUUCAUACCAAUCGUUGGUGUGCUGUAGUCUUGUUGAACACCACUGAAGAAGGUGACAAAAGUGACGGAGAAGGCCGGAGAGGAAACAUUUACUCAUUUUGUGAGUCCACAUUGAAAAUGAGAUGACGUGGGUCUUUCUUCCUCUACAGUUGGGGAUAUAUGAAUCAUUCCAGGUAUUUUAAUAUGUGAUGUUUUGUUUAUUUACUGUGUAAUCCCUUAAAUAUCAAGUGUCUGUUUUUAAAAUGUAUCAGAUUACGUUUUAAAAACUGAACAUUACUGACUCAAUGAAUUCAUCUUAACCAGUGAAUGAAGCUACUGUGACCAAGUCACUCUGCAAACCUUUUUGUCAGUUGAUAUGACAGUUUUUUUAUGUAAAAUAUUUUUACGAGUUGCGUCGUGGUGAAUGUAUGUAUUAUUGAUGCUUAUUGAUAAUCUCUUCCGGAGUCAUGCCGUUUUUAACAGAUGCCUCAAGGGUUUUAUAAGUAACUUUUAAAACACGGAGACUUUGGUUUUCCCAUGAGGGGUCAAUGUUCUGUCAUGGUUCAGAAACAUAACGCCACCUGGAUGGAUCGUUGUUGUAAAUAGGAUAAAUCAUAUACAGUAUAUGCUGCAGUUCUGUGUCUGACUGUAAACACUACUCCAACAACAGACUAAAAGGAUCAUGUAGACUUCUAUGCACACCAGAGAUCAGCUUUUAAUGUGUCACUAACUGAUUAAAAAGAUCGGUCUUGUCGUUUUUCUGUCAUUUAUGGAUAAAAAAAAAAGAGUUUUUCUAAAUUCAUGGUAAUAAAACCUUUUUGAUAUCAUGUCACCAA